AUGACCUCCCCCGCCAGUGAAGCCGGGUCGGAGGAGGACCCGGCGGCACCGGGGGCAGGGAGGGAGAGCCCGCGCCCCUUCCGGUGCGGCGAGUGCCCCCGGCGGUUCCGGACCUCCUCCAGCCUCCUGCGGCACCGGCACAGCCACUCGCCGGUCAAGCCGUACCAGUGCGCCGGCUGCGGCAGCGGCUUCGUGCAGCCGUCGGACCUGAGGGCGCACGGCCGGCGCUGCCGGGAGGCCUCGGGGGAGGGGGAGGGGGAGACUCCUCCCUUCAUCUGCUCGCUCUGCGGCCGUGGUUUUGCCGGCGGUGGGCAAGCCUGCCCCCGGUGCUCCGCCGGGCGCCGGGCCUUCCCCUGCGGCCAGUCCUUCGGCCGGGCCAGCCGCGGUGAGGAGGGGGCGUACGCCUGCGCCGUCUGCGGCCGCCGGCUGAAGAGCCCCUCCAACCUGGCCCGGCACCGGCGGUGCCACGAGGCCGGCGGGCGGCCCUCCUACCCCUGCGGCCUCUGCGGCAAGUCCUUCGGCCAGUCCUCCAACCUGGCCGCCCACCGCCUGGCCCACGCCGGCGAGCGGCCCUACCCCUGCCGGCUGUGCGGCCGGGCCUUCGCCCGGGCGGCCCACCUCCGCCGGCACGCCGCCUCCUCCCACUCCGGUCGCCGGCCCUUCGCCUGCGCCGUCUGCGGCCGGGCCUUCUCUCGCUCCUGCAACCUGGUGCAGCACCACCGCACCCACACCGGCGAGCGGCCCUUCUCCUGCCCCCUCUGCCCUCGACGCUUCAACCGCUCCUACAACCUGCUGGCCCACCAGCGCUCCCGGCACAGCGAGGCACUGCCCCCCGGGAGCCCUGUCCCCGUCACGCUGACCCCCCCUCCUCCUCCUGCAGAGCCCAGGGACAGCAGCGGUGAGUCUGUAAGCUCGGGAGUGACUCGGUGA
This is a messenger RNA of Carcharodon carcharias (great white shark), 930 nucleotides long. Its product is annotated as gastrula zinc finger protein XlCGF17.1-like. The record is from RefSeq and is a predicted model, not a curated record. The transcript has a single exon. Lineage: Eukaryota; Metazoa; Chordata; Chondrichthyes; Lamniformes; Lamnidae. Bases 1 to 930 code for a protein of 309 amino acids.